AUCUGUGUGCGCUAUGUUUAACUAGCCGGUAAAGGUUAUAGCAGGAAUAACAAGACUAGAAACACAUUGAUUCCUUCUAGUUAGAUGCCGAAAUGUCGAAGCAUCUUUUGGUCGCAGCCAUCGACUUCGGGACUACUUAUUCAAGUUGGGCGUUCUCGUUUAGGUAUGACUAUGAUAGCGACCCAACGAAAGUCUCCGCAAAACAGUGGCAAGGACACGAGUCUUCAAAAGGCCCUACUUGUGUCCUGAUCAAGCCUGACGGAAAAACGUUACAUUCUUUUGCGUUUGAUGCCGAAGCAAAAUACGCAGAACUUAUUGAAGAAAACGAACAUAAAGACUGGUAUUUCUUUAAAAGGUUUAAAAUGAUGUUAUGGAAACAGAAACUCAAUAGAAAUUCGAUGUUAGAAGCUGAAAAUGGUCAAAAGUUAUUGGCAAGAACCGUAUUUGCGUUGUCAAUAAAAUAUCUGAAGGAAGACCUAUUGGCUGUUUCUAAUGAUCGAAUAGCGGGCGCCGUUUUGCCGACAGAAAUACACUGGGUUUUGACAGUUCCUGCCAUUUGGAAUAAUUCAGCAAAACAGUUCAUGCGGGAAGCUGCAGAAGAGGCGGGGAUAGAAUCGCACAUGCUGACGAUUGCACUUGAGCCGGAAGCUGCCUCUCUUUUUUGUCGUCAUCUUUCUGUCGAAAAGAGUGGGGAUCAAUUGUCCUUGGCAUCUCUGCAAGCCGGAAAACAAUAUCUUGUACUCGAUGCUGGAGGAGGAACCAUCGACAUAACAGUGCACGAAGUUACGGCAUCUGGUGGCGUCAAAGAGCUGUACAAGGCGAGUGGUGGAGCUUGGGGUGGGACAAAAGUCGAUGAUUCCUUUGAAGAAUUCAUAGCUUGUUUGACAGAUAAAAGUGUAGUCCAAAAGUUCAAAAAAGACCACUUGGAUGAUUAUAUAGAACUUCUCGGACGGUUUGAGGUAAAGAAGAGGGACGUUGAUCCCGACAAGGAUACAAAAGUCGUCAUGAGAAUUCCACUUGCUUUUUUUACAACUGUUAAAAACAGACUACACAAAGACUUUAAAAAAGCGGUCAAAAAGUCAUCUUAUUCAAAUUCGGUGUCCUUGUCUGGGGAUAAACUAAAUAUCGAUCCAACUGUGGCUCGAAGCUUUUUUAAAGAAUCCAUCGAUAGUACUAUAGAACAUUUGAAAGAUGUUUUGCAAAAACGAGAAAACAAAGGCGUGAAAGCCAUUUUGAUGGUUGGCGGGUUUUCCGAGUCGAAAAUGCUCAAAAAGGCUGUCCAACAAACAUUCCCUGGAUUAAAGAUGAUUAUCCCUGAUGAAGCUGGUCUGGCAGUUCUUAAGGGAGCCGUGAUGUUUGGACAUGAGCCCAGUAAAAUUGUCGAGAGAAUAAGCAAAUAUACGUAUGGCGUUUGUGUUGAUAGUUUAUUUCAAGAGAAAGUUCAUCCUGAGUCAGCAAAGAUCACUGACACUGACGGUAAAUAUAGAUGUCAAAAUUUCUUUCAUAAGCAUGUAAUAGCGGGACAGUCGCUGAAGGACGGAGAGGCCCAAACCGUUGGAAUAUACUCCAUACCUCAAAACCAGGAAGCGGUGAUUACGGUAUUUGCAACUGAAAGUAAAACUCCAGUUCUUGUUACUGAUCCAGGAUGCAGACUGGUUGGUCAAUGCAGCAUUCCAAUGUCCAGUGCCGAAGCUGACCGCGAGGUUGUAGUACGAAUGAUAUUUGGUGGCACGGAAAUAGACGUCGAAUGCACCAAGAAAGCGACUGGCAAAGUUUCGCAUUUUAAUAUUGACUUUUUAUCGUCACAAACAGGCAGUGGUGCAAAGUUUAUAGAUGUCGAAAUGCACCUUUUGGUAGCAGCCAUCGACUUCGGGACAACAUAUUCAAGCUGGGCGUUCUCGUUCAGCCAUGACUAUGAUAACGACCCGACGAAAGUAUCCGCAAAACAGUGGAAUGGUCACGAAUCUCUAAAAGGCCCUACUUCUGUAUUGAUCAAGCCCGAUGGGAAAACAUUGCAUUCGUUCGCGUUUGAUGCUGAAGCCAAAUACGCCGAACUUAUUGAAGAAGACAAACAUAAAGACUGGUACUUCUUUAAAAGGUUUAAAAUGAUGUUAUGGAAACAGAAACUCAAUAGAAAUUUGAUGUUAGAAGCUGAAAAUGGUCAAAAGUUAUUGGCAAGAACCGUAUUCGCGUUGUCCAUAAAAUAUCUGAAGGAAGACCUAUUGGCUGUUUCUAAUGAUCGAAUAGCGGACGCUGUUUUACCGACAGAAAUACACUGGGUUUUGACAGUCCCUGCCAUCUGGAACAAUGCAGCAAAACAGUUCAUGCGGGAAGCUGCGGAAGAGGCGGGAAUAGAAUCACAUAUGCUGACCAUUGCACUUGAGCCGGAAGCUGCCUCUCUUUUUUGUCGUCAUCUUUCGGUUGAAAAGAGUGGGGAUCAAUUGUCAUUGGCAUCUCUGCAAGCUGGAAGCCAAUAUCUUGUACUCGAUGCUGGAGGAGGAACUGUGGACAUAACGGUGCACGAAGUUACGCCAUCUGGUGGAGUCAAAGAGCUGUACAAGACGAGUGGUGGAGCUUGGGGUGGGACAAAAGUCAAUGAUUCCUUUGAAGAAUUCAUAGCUUGUUUGACAGAUAAAAGUGUAGUCCAAAAGUUCAAAAAAGACCACAUGGAUGAUUAUAUAGAACUUCUUGGACGGUUUGAGGUAAAGAAGAGAGACGUCGAUCCCGACAAGGAUACAAAAUUCGUCAUGAGAGUUCCACUUACUUUUUUUACAACUGUUAAAAAACGACUCCACAAAGACUUUAAAAAAGCGGUCAAAAAGUCAUCUUAUUCAAAUUCGGUGUCCUUGUCUUCGGAUAAACUAAAUAUCGAUCCAACUGUUGCUCGAAGCUUUUUUAAAGAAUCCAUCGAUAGCACUAUAGAACAUUUGAAAGAUGUUUUGCAAAAACGAGAAAACACAGGCGUGAAAGCCAUUUUGAUGGUUGGUGGGUUUUCCGAGUCGAAAAUGCUCAAAAAGGCUGUCAAACAAACAUUCCCAACAUUAAAAAUGAUUAUUCCUGAUGAAGCUGGUCUGGCAGUUCUUAAGGGAGCCGUGAUGUUUGGACAUGAGCCCAGUCAAAUAGCCGAGAGAAUAAGCAAAUAUACGUAUGGUGUUUGUGUUCAUACUUUAUUUGAUGAGAAAGUUCACCCUGAGUCAGCAAAGAUCACUGACACUGACGGUAAAGAUAGAUGUCAGAACUUCUUUCAUAAGCAUGUAAUAGCGGGACAGUCGCUGAAGGUCGGAGAGGCCCAAGCUGUUGAAAUAUACUCCAUACCUCAAAACCAUGAAGCGGUGAUCACGGUAUUCGCAACUGAAAGUAAAACUCCAGUUCUUGUAACUGAUCCAGGAUGCAGACAGGUUGGACAAUGCAGCAUUCCUAUGGCCAAUACUGAAGCUGACCGCGAGGUUUUAGUACGAAUGAUAUUUGGUGGCACGGAAAUAGACGUCGAAUGCACCAAGAAAGCGACUGGCAAAGUUUCGCAUUUUAAUAUUGACUUUUUGUCGUGUAUGUGAAUGACGACGAGCUUGUUAUAUAAUUAGGUCAGUGUACAUAUUACAUAAACAUGCAUUUUAUAGUAUAUCAUUUGUUCCGUAAAUGUACACUGCAACAGACAAGCAAAUAUCUCUCAUUUUAUAAUAGAACUGUGUGUAAGUUUAGUUGUGCUUGAAAGAAAAUAUUAUAAAAAACAGGCUCUGCCACGAGUCAUCUAAUACACAAUUUAAUUCAACGAGUUCAGGAAAUAUGUAAGUAAGUAAACCUUUGGCGUUAGUUACAUAUACCUUGACGAUUUGAAUACAAAUAUGUAUUAUUUGAUGACGAGUGUCAGAUCCUUAUAUUACAUGCUAUUCCCAGUAAAAAUAAUCGUUUAACCUUCUCUAGUUAUGAGCCGAAUACUACAAAACCAUUUCUCGCGCUACAUGCAUUACAGAAAUGUUGUCCCAAGAAUAUUUUGGAACCACUGAUACAUCCGAUCGUUUUAAUUAUGUUUAAAAGAAGAAUGCACAUUUAGAUAUCAUGUAGUAAAAACAUCAAAAUAUUAUCCUUUUAACGAAAUUUGCUGUAUUUAAAAUAAUGACGUCAUAUCCUGUAUAAUAUCAUUAUAAUUAGCUCUAUUCUUGCGACAUCAUUUUCUGUUUAAGCAUAUUAAUAAGCGAACGUAUUUGUGCUUUGAAAAAAUCAAGACGAAAUACCGCACUUUACUCUUACCAUGUAGAUGGACAAUGGUAUUGUAUUUAAAUCAAUCUUAAUCAUGAAUACAAAAUAAGAAAUAACCAGUUUUUCUUGUCAACUAACUUUCGUACAAACAUGCGGACUGAUCUAUAUCUGAAUUUAGAAAUAAAGCAAUACAGAAAAAGAUUGCUAUAUUAAAGCUGCACUCUCACAGAUUGAACGUUUUGUCAACUUGUUUAUUUUUUGUCUUGGAACGAGCCAAUUUUUGCGAAAAUCCAUGGAAACCAGUGUUAUAAGACUGCUGACAAAAAUUAUAUUGCAGAAUUUCAUAUUUAAGUUAAAAAAUUCAUGUUUUAUGCAUUUUUCUUAAACCGUUAGUAACGGUUUAAGCCAUAAAACAUUAUUUUUCGAGUGGAAAACUGCGAUUCUGUGCUCAGAUCUUUUGUCAACAGUCUUUUAUCAUUGGUUUACAGUGUUAUACUGCUGACAAAAAUUAGAUUGCAGAAUUUCAUAUUUAAGUUCAAAAAUCCAUGUUUUAUGCAUUUUUCUUAAACAUUUAGUAACGGUUUAAGCCAUAAAACAUUAUUUUUCGAGUGGAAAUAUGCAAUUCUGUGCUCAGAUCUUUUGUCAACAGUCUUUUAUCAUUGGUUUGCAGAUAUUUACGUAAACAUUUCCUCUUCCCAAGACAAAAGAUAAAAUAGUUGUAAAAACGGCAAAUCUGUGAGAGUGCAGCUUUUAUCCGGAAACAAGGUAAAACAGGCAAAGCAAUAAGUAUUGAAAGGACUCCAGGCAAUCAACGAAGCAUAAGUUCAAGUACUUGCAAUAUAUAUAGUUAUCUCCUUGUAGAAAUAUUUGAUUUCAAAUGUAAAAUCUGAUGUCUUUGAACUGAACGUAUGGCAGCUGAGUUUGACAGUAAACCUUUGAACAAAAAUGAUUAUUAAGAUUGUUUGUAAUUAUAUGAACAAAGCACGAUGAAUACGUAUAUAAUACACAUACGAAUAGUUUAGAUCAAUAUUAUUCCAAUGCUCUUCACCUUUUGAACCUUUUUUUGUUUUUCUUUAGCAUAUCUAUUUGACAGUGAAGCAUUUUUUAAAGCUUCCGUGUUGUUGUUCCGUUCUUAAUACCUUAUAGUAGUAAAAUCAACUAUUAAAACGAUUGUAUUUGGGUUGUUUUGUGAUCAGCAUUGACCUACGGCUUAGCGAGCAGGCGGCACUAAUGUGAUGUAUUCUCCCGAUUCCCAGCAAUUCC
Mya arenaria is the source of this 5460-nucleotide messenger RNA. RefSeq lists its product as uncharacterized. The coding region runs from base 93 to 3554 and encodes 1153 amino acids. Gene Ontology annotation, molecular function: ATP-dependent protein folding chaperone; ATP binding. Lineage: Eukaryota; Metazoa; Mollusca; Bivalvia; Myida; Myidae. The record is from RefSeq and is a predicted model, not a curated record. The transcript is spliced from 20 exons.